Poeciliopsis prolifica (blackstripe livebearer) is the source of this 1080-nucleotide messenger RNA. RefSeq lists its product as uncharacterized. The transcript is spliced from 3 exons. The record is from RefSeq and is a predicted model, not a curated record. NCBI's taxonomy places the organism in Eukaryota, Metazoa, Chordata, Actinopteri, Cyprinodontiformes, Poeciliidae. The coding region runs from base 1 to 1080 and encodes 359 amino acids.
AUGCGCUUCUCAACCACAUGUCCUCUGUGCUAUACCCCCGCCCCGCCCCGGGCCGGGACGGCAGUGCGCAUGCGUCUGGCCGGGUCGGCAGUACGCAUGCGCGGGCCCGAGGCGGAUGUGGGUUUGUCCUCUCAGAAAGCUAGCCAGACUGAAGAUGAUACUGCGGACCAUGACUACACGGCACAGCCACCCGCAGGUGCACUCUAUGAAGCGCUGGAUUAUAUCAAGGAAUUGGAGGACAGACUUCAAAAAGUGGAUUUGUCUGCCACACUUUUUAGCCUCUACUGUGCCUCUGAUGAACAGAUCCGGUUCUACACCAAAUUUCCAUCUGAAUGUGUGUUCCGGAUCUUCUGGGAGUCCAUUGCACCCUCUGCAUCACGCCUGGUGUACUGGACCAGAGGACAGAAACUUGGAGAGGAAGCAUGUGCUGAAGCCAGCCCUGCCCGCUGCAUGCCUCUGAUUGAUGAGUUCCUGAUGUUCUCAUUCAGGGCAGCAGUGGGCAUCAAGGAGCAGCUCAUUGCUGACAUGUUUCAAGUCAGCAUAGCUACUGUCAGCCGAGUGACCAUCACCUGGGCCAACUACCUGUUCAUUGUGUUCUCUUCCAUCAACCUGUGGAUUAGACGUGAGAAGGUAAAAGCCAGUAUGCCUCAGAAAUUUUUGAAGUUCUCUCCAAAUGUCCGUGUCAUCUUGAACUGCACAGAAGUUGCUCUGGAAAUGCCAUCAUCCCUCACCUUGCAGUCUGAAACGUUCUCUGCCUACAAGAACCACACCACUCUGAAAGGGCUGAUUGGAGUUGCUCCCUGUGGGUUGGUGACAUUUAUUUCAGCGUUGUACACAGGCUGCAUCUCCGACAAAGAAAUAACGAAGGUCAGUGGAAUCCUUCCUCUGCUUGAGCUGGGAGAUGAAGUCAUGGCAGAUAAAGGCUUCCUCAUUCAAGACCUCCUUCAUGAAGUUGGAGCCAAACUCAUCAUUCCACCAUUUAGGCAUCCCGGUCAGUUCAGCAAGGAAGGAGCAAUGGUCUGGAGACCCAGACCAUUGCUCGGCUGCGGAUCAUUGCAGAGCGAGCAAUCGCUAGAGUAA